Molecule: messenger RNA, 3846 nt
Organism: Mesocricetus auratus (golden hamster)
Lineage: Eukaryota; Metazoa; Chordata; Mammalia; Rodentia; Cricetidae
Product: spermatogenesis-associated protein 31D4-like
Exons: 4
Coding region: 47-3790 (1247 amino acids)
Source: RefSeq, a predicted model, not a curated record
CAGAGCACAGCUGCCUCAGGCAGAGGCAGCCCGUGGCGUUCCCACUAUGGAGAAGGUCCUCUCCUUUCUGGAUAGCGCUACUGAACCAUGGCUGAGCUUUGGACACUUCUCCUCGGCCUUGGUGGACAUUUACCCCAAGUGCGUCUUUCUGAGCGUAGUAGGUGUGCUUCUCUUGUACCUGAGGCGCCUGAUCCCGAAACCAUUCCCACCCACACAGGACCAUCAAGACGUCAGACAGCAACAGGGCAGAGCUAAAAAAGGGAGGAGAGCGUCAUUUAAAGAAUUUAGACUCUUCCACAGAGAAGCACAGGAGAGGAGGAAGCUGCUGUCUGUUGUGCAAAGCCCUUUAGGACAGCUGUAUGAUGCCUCCCACUUUCGGCAAGCGCUUUGCCCGGAUCCCUGCUGCGACGUGUGCAACGGGGCGACGGCUAAGGUCAGUCGUCUGCUCUCGUGGGGCCCCCUGGACGAUGGCGCUGCCUCCGCCUCCAGCGCGGCUUCCACGGCUUCCGUGACGGAGACUUCGCUUACCCCGUCCCCUCCCCUCUCACCGAGUCCUUCAGGGUGUCCGCUCUCGUCUCCUUCGCCUGCACCUUCUCCUCCCCCUCCGCCUCCUUCCCCCUCCGUCGCCUCAACUAACAAAGCCACCCCCUUGGAAGACCUACUUUUGCGUGCACCACAGGGUGGCUCUCCGCCGUCGGAGCCUGUCCUCACAAGCACUGACUUCCCGCUGGGCCACAACCCACCUCAUCCUCCUCCCGAGGCACAGCCCGCCGCUCCUCAAACGGAAGGGUCUGCACAACUGGAAACCCUUCCGUCCGCGGAGGGUGGCCCACGAGAGCCGUUCGCCACAGCCUCAACAAGCAGGGAAGCUCGUGGUGACACACCGGGGUUCUCCACGUCACAGCCGGGAUGCUUGGUUAACUCCCACUCUUCUGAGGGUUUUUCGGGGAGACAAGCCUCAGUCUAUUUCACAAUGCCUGGGAAACCCUCGUUUCCCGACUCCCGAGUCCUGGCGCUGCUUGACGGGCAAGACAAGAGUCAGGCUGACAUCCUUACACCAGAGGACAAGGAAGGGAAAGCAGACUCUUUCCAAAAAGUCCUGGCGGCCUGGCAGGAAAUCUCACGGUCUGAGCUGCAGAACUCUGGAGGCUCCCUUCCUCUGGGGGGCGGCAGAGGCAGGCUCAGUGAGCUAGGCCUGAGCCGGAGGCUCGCUGGGGCUCAAGUCUCUGAAGACCAGCUAGAACCCAAGCCUCCACAGCACUUCUGGGGUCUCCCGUACCUUCACAGCGAGUCCAUGCACACUGUCGCUACGCUGUCGGCUCACUGCUCCUCCACGUGCUUCUGGUUCAACAGAGCCCCGGACGCCUCAGCCCUGACUCACCCCACAGUUGUGUCCAUGCCCGAGGGCCAGCCUCAGUCCCUGGGUGUCCUGCUCGCCGAGACCCAGGCCCAGCUUCAGCCUCCAAUCCCAAUGCCGCCACUGUCUUCCUCCCGGUCUCAGAUCAGGAUCUGCGGGGUGUAUUUUCACAGGUCCCAGGGAGAGACCGAAGCUCUUCUGCAGUCUGAAGUCCACCUCCUGGAGUGCAGCAUCCUGACAGAGAGAUGGGAGAGGGUGUGGGCUUUACCCUCGGGAGCCCAAAAAUCUCAGGAGGAGUUUCGCCUCCUGCCUUCCAAGCCCUCGCUGGUCAGGCGCUCCUCCAAGACCCACGCUCCCAAGCACGUUCCUCCUGGAAACUUCCCCCUGACUGACGCAUUCCGGAAGAAACUUGAGUACCACCUCCGAAAGAGGCUCAUCCUACAGCGCUGGGGCCUGCCCCAGAGGAUCUUCAAGUCUCAGCCGUGGACGAGUCCUGACUUUGCCGAGUCACCUGUGAGCAGCUGUGAGUUCUCGUGGGUCUCUCUCUUUGGGCACCACGACAGCAAAGACCCACACGACCCUGUGCCGAACCAACCUGGAAGCUCCCAGGAGAGGUGUUCAGAGAGUCUCCCUCCAGAGGGAAAAAUGGCAGAGGCAGGAGGACAGAGCUCAGAGACUGUCCAGAGACAUCUGCAGAGUAACUCCAAGGGCGCUCUAGAUAAUAGCCUGCAAUCUGACUGUGAGGAAAACCCACGAUUCCACUCGCGUAUUCUGCCGACCAAACCUUCGGGGACCUCACAGGUGAGCCAGUGUCGGAAAAAGAUCGAAACUGCCCUGCAAAAGCAUUUGAUCAGGCGUCUCGUUGAAACACAUGAGCGUCAGAUACCUGGCACUGUGUCCAGAUCAGGGAAUCGUCCUCUCCCUUUUACUUCAAUUGCGGGCAAGGAAGGGCGUGAGGCUCAGAGACAGUCACCUUCUGAUAAGGAGGAUGGACAUGUCAAAAGCAAGUCUGUGCUGCAACAGACAUCCAUUGUCUUAAACAACACCAGCCUGGAAGAGUCAGAGAGCAAUAAACACAGCCAAGAUGUGCCCAGAAUAUCCAACGAGGCUGGCCCUGUGUCACUGGGUAAGAGACUGUAUCCCAGCAAAACAGUUCGGGGGCAUCAAGGAACAAAGGUGAAUGACAAAAGCACGUUUGUAUCCAACAAGGUCAGUAACACGGUUAAAGGAGGGCAGCUCAGUGGUCUUGAAUCACAGCCUACCAAGAUCUUGAACACCAGCCAGGGCAAGAGUACCCAAGGGGCAGAUGGGAAUACAGCAAAAGUACAAAGUACUCUGGUAGCUGGAAGGGCCCUAAAGGAAACAUCAGGUCCCCAUGAAAGUCAGAUAUCUGACUAUAAUAGUCGGGUAUCCAGGGAAGAGAAAUUCAAACCAGAAAGCAGGCUGCCCAUCCAAGUUCUAGGGCCCCCAAAUGACAAACUACCUGCCUCAGACGAAUUCACUUGCAAACCUUCCCCCACACGUGGCCAGAGCCCUUCCAGGGGGCCCGUGAGUGUUUCUCAGGUAAGGCGGCAGGAGACCUGGAAGCCUCCUCACGUCUUAGGCAAGGGCCAGAGCAAGGACAUCCCUUCAUCUGCCAGGAAAUUAUGGCCUGCACCAUGGAAGACGGAAGAGCUGGGGACAGGGGCUGCAAGGCCUGGGACAUUACAGGCCAGCAGGAAGAGUUGCCAUUCACAGGAGAGCCUGACCCAGGGGGGGCACGGGGAGAAGCCCCCCCAGCCCCUGCCAGCGAAGGCACAGACUCCCCCUGAACACCAGUUCAGAAAGCACUUCAAACAGCUUCUGCAGCGGCUUUCUCCUGACAGAAAAUGCAAAGGACAGGAAACGUUGCAGAGAAAAGACGCUUCUCCUUCACCACCAGCGCAGGACCCAGAACUACUUAGGGGGAGAGCUACCUUUCCCGGGAACACCAUAGCUCAGAAAGCCAUGAGAGACCCUGGGAAGGUCCCCAAGGAGCAACUGGGGCAUAGGUAUGGUGCAGCAGAUGCCACGCGCUCCCGUGUGCCCUUAACUACUCCUACCAAGCCUGUGAAAACUAAGCCAAAGAAAGAGGGUUGGGUCCCAGCAGAGCCAGUCCAGGGGCGUCUGUUCCACCACCAAGCAGUCUACCCUAAAGUGCCAAGUCCCAGGUCCUACCACCAGGCCACAGCUUUUGUUGGUCAAAGGAGUUGGGUGGAAGACAGGCAGCCCCAGAAGCGUGUGGUUUCACAGCCAGAGGUGCACCGAAAUUUCCCCUCAAGGAGAGUUGGGCAAGUUCCUCGGGCAGCGUCGUCCCUGCCUGUAGGGACUGUGUUCGCAGACUUGUCCCGAUUAUGUGAGCAGAAAAUUCUGGCUCAGAACUUCAGUGGAAAAGGUUUUCUUCCCCAGAAAUAAUCUAUCUCUUAUUAAUGGUACUGAUUGCCCCCAAUAAAUGUUCUGAUGAAGUCGUG